AUGGUUGCUGAUGAUAUUGCAUUUGAAAAAGAUAACAAAACUGUUAGAGGACAUCUGUUGAACCAUAUGACUAACCCUCUGUUUGAUUUAUUUGUUACUAACAAAUCUGCUAAGGAAGUAUGGGACAGUUUGGAAAAGAAAUAUGGAGCUGAUGAUGCAGGGAAGAAGAAAUAUAUUAUUGGCCAAUGGAUUAAGUUCCAGAUAGUUGACAAUAAGCCAAUCAUGGAACAGGUUCACGAGUAUGAGAACUUGACUGCUGAUGAACUGAUCAGUCACAUGAGGACUGAGGAGGCAAACCGUCUCAAAGAUGAAAUGGAAGCUCUUUCUCUUAAUUCUCCUAAAAUUAACCUUGCGAAAAUUUCUGGUACUGUUGUGAAAGAUAGGGCUUCUCAGUGCAAUCAAAGACAAGGGCAAAACUCGAAGCAGGGAGGACAAGGUGCUUCCCAAGCCAAUCUUGGUGAGGGGAAUGAUGUUAUUACUAUUGUGGUCGCUGAGGCGAAUCUUGUGGUUAACAAGACUGAUUGGGUCUUUGGACACGGCGCUUCAAGGCAUCUUUCUGCUAAUAAGGAGCUAUUCAAUAACUUUGAGGAGUCUACUGAUGGCGAGUAUGUCUACAUGGGUAACUCCACUACAGCUGGAGUUAUGUGUUAUAUCCCGUGUUUUGAACAAUGGGACAAUAUGAGUGAAUUACGAUAA
Molecule: messenger RNA, 696 nt
Organism: Lycium ferocissimum
Lineage: Eukaryota; Viridiplantae; Streptophyta; Magnoliopsida; Solanales; Solanaceae
Exons: 3
Coding region: 1-696 (231 amino acids)
Source: RefSeq, a predicted model, not a curated record